Molecule: messenger RNA, 1392 nt
Organism: Capsaspora owczarzaki ATCC 30864
Lineage: Eukaryota; Filasterea; Ministeriida; Capsasporidae
Exons: 11
Coding region: 16-1392 (458 amino acids)
Molecular function (GO): protein binding
Source: RefSeq, a predicted model, not a curated record
AAGCUGUUGAAGACGAUGCAAAGCAAGACUGAAAGACAGCGAGAGCUGUAUGACAAAUUCAAGAAUGCGAAUGGAGGGCUCUAUCUGAGUGAGAAUCAGAUUGGUGAUGCUGAAGCGCAAAUCAUUGCCGAGGCGCUUAAGGUGAACACGACGGCGACUUCGCUCGAUCUGAGUGAGAAUCAGAUUGGCGAUGCUGGAGCGCAGGCGAUUGCUGAAGCACUCAAAGUGAACAAGACGCUGUUUUGGCUCAAUCUGCAUCAGAAUCAGAUUGGCGAUGCUGGAGCGCACGCGAUUGCUGAAGCACUCAGAGUGAACAAGACACUGAAGGAGCUCUCGCUGGCUCAGAAUCAGAUUGGCGAUGCUGGAGCGCAAGCAAUAGCUGAGGCACUCAAAGUGAACAAGACGCUGACUCUGCUCAAUUUGAUUGUUAAUCAGAUUGGCGAUGCUGGAGCACGAGCGAUUGUUGACACACUCAAAGUGAACGAGACGGUGACUUCACUCCAUCUGCAUGAUAAUCUGAUUGGCGAUGCUGGAGCGCAAGCAAUUGCUGAUGCUCUCAAGGUGAAUAAAACGCUGUCUUGGCUCAAUUUGAUUGAUAAUCAGAUUGGCGAUGCUGGAGCACAAGCGAUUGCCGAGGCACUCAAAGUGAACAAGAUGGUGAAGACUCUCUCUCUGAGUGAGAAUCAGAUUGGUGACAUUGGAGCGCAGGCAAUUGCUGAAGCACUCAUGGUGAACAAGCAGCUGUGGUGGCUCGAUCUAAAAUGCAACUGCAUUGGCGAUGCUGGUUUUCAAGCGAUUGGUGAAGCGCGUCAAGUCAACCGAACUCUGGCUCACCUUUUGAUCGACAAGCAGAUCAACCCUCUUGCAUUCUCCUUGCUUCCACGAAUGUCAACUGCUGAAGACCUUCACGACGUAUUUCACUUGCUGACCAGCGAACCAGCGGUGGAGGAUCAAUCGGCAGCUCUGCCCGCACUACCAACCGAGAUUGCCGAGCUCAUUUUGGACGAAGCGCACUACUGGCAAGGCGUGCAGCACACCAAGCGACAAUGGUUUCAGUAUCAUUCCCCUGAGUGUAUUCUGAAAGUCACACUGCCUCAAGGCGUCAAUGGGAAUGCAAUCCGUGUGAAAGAAAUUCACGUGCUUCGUGGCAACCGUUCUGACAGCGUCAAUGACACCGGCUUUGAAUUGAUUGUCCAAGAUGAGCAAGGCGCUGUUCGAUACGAAUGCUCGGUGAAACCGACCCUCGUCGAUUCGAGCCUCGAGUUAGUGACAAUCGUGCCAGCGAGUCAUCUUGUCAUCCGACAAAUGCGCGCGGGUUGGCAAGUUCAAGUUCGACCCAGCAAGUUUCACUACAAUGUGGUGUUUGAAUCGCUUUAUGUUGGCUAUGUCUGA